Molecule: messenger RNA, 495 nt
Organism: Aspergillus costaricaensis CBS 115574
Lineage: Eukaryota; Fungi; Ascomycota; Eurotiomycetes; Eurotiales; Aspergillaceae
Exons: 6
Coding region: 1-495 (164 amino acids)
Source: RefSeq, a predicted model, not a curated record
AUGAGGGACAGCUACCGCCAUACUGGCCAGGCACGCAGGCUGCCUUCACACCGGCUGACCUUUGCUCACUCAUCUCGGGCCAUACCUUCCGCCUACCCUUGGAAUAGAAACAGGCCUAAAGACCGUAAAUUGGAAGGCAGCCAGGCGACCCCAGAGGUAGGCAUUAGACGUCCUUUCUACCGAAACAAUUCUGGUAUUGGUGGUUGCUUUUUGAUAUCUUAUAUGCUAGAAAAGCAGCCCGGAUAUUGUGCAGUGUUCAGCAACUCGCGGACCGGAAACACCAAUGGCGAGAAAGGGAGUUUGUAUAUCCAAGAUGGUUGGACAUUUUGCGAAUGUAAUGGAACAGCACAUAGGGCAUACCGGUACAGCCCCCAUCCCCUCCCUUUCCCAGCUGAUGCGGUGAUGUCCGAAGCUAAGCGUCAGAAGGGAGGAGGAACCUUUCAUCUGCAUCGUCGUUCGUUCGAGGAAGAUGCUGACAUCGCUUUCGAGAUGUAG